Molecule: messenger RNA, 2506 nt
Organism: Nilaparvata lugens (brown planthopper)
Lineage: Eukaryota; Metazoa; Arthropoda; Insecta; Hemiptera; Delphacidae
Product: vacuolar protein sorting-associated protein 13B
Exons: 16
Source: RefSeq, a predicted model, not a curated record
UGUAGGUUGAUGGUUCUUUGUUGUGAUGUAAUUUGUCAACGUCAAAAUGGGUUUGUCUCGAAUUUUUAUCGUAUAUGGUUAUAAUACUUCUUUAUUUUUCGCUUAGUAUAAUAUUUUCCAAUCUCAAAAGAUUUUUUAAAAUUAAAAACCUAUUGAUUAUGCAUUUAUAAAAAUCAGCUCAAUAAACAAUAACUUCAGAGGUUAGGAGAUCUAACCUCCAAAUCGGUUAAUUUCUUUGAUACGUUUUCCUGAGCAAUGUAUCGGAUAGAAUCAAUCGUUACGUCUAUCAUCUUGAGCUAUGUGGAUAGGUACAUCAAAAAUUUUCGUCGACAAGAUGCCCAGGUUUCACUGUGGCAAGGCGAUGGCGUAUUUCACAACUUGGACUUGGAUUUGGAAGUGCUGGAGCAGGAACUCAAUCUGCCAUUCAGCUUCGUUUCCGGACAUAUCAAUGAACUACUCAUCCAUGUACCUUGGACAAGAAUCGCAUCGGAGCCUGUGCAGAUAACAAUUAACACAAUAGAAUGUGUAAUGAAAUUGUGCCCCCCUGGAGGUCGCCCACCUCCUCCUCCAGAACGACUUAGAAGGCAACAGUCACAACCGCCUGACGAGCAAACGCCUCAAUCGCAAAGCUAUAGGUCAAGUCUUGUUAACAAAUUGAUAUGCAAUCUGUCAAUCACUUGUAACAAUUUUAUUCUUAAAUAUGUUGAAGAGGACAUUGUACUCUCAAUGAACAUCAAGAAUUUGAGUCUCAGUUCUGUUAAUGAGAAGUGGGAACCAGAAAUAACAGAACUGAGUGUGACAUCUCUGAUCUUGAGGAAGCUUAUCUCUUUGUCCGAUGUUACCAUUUGUCUUGACAAACGAAAUGCUUCUGGAAGAAUAGAAUCAUACAUGGAACCACUCUUAUAUCGUUGCUUCUUGACAAUCCGACUGAGCAGACUGUAUGCUUCGCCGACUGCAAGCAAAGCCAUGUCAACUCGGAUGGACGUCUUCUGUGAGAAAAUGGCGUUCACUCUCAGUGAAUCUCAGGUCCCAAUGCUCAUGAGAAUGUUUGCUCUCGCUUUGGCUUUGCAUAGGAAGCAGUUGACUCCACAAAUGUCUCAGACUAAUUUGGCUGACAAUAAUUCAGAAACUAGCGCGGAAGAGCAUGGUGCUGAUAAUAAUGGUUGUGAUGAUUCUUGGAGUACUUGGGUUUGGAGCUUUGUGCCGUCCAUCUUGCCGCUUUCCGAUGAUGAGAACCUCGAUGAAAAGAAUCAGAGCCACACCUUCCACUUUGGAUUCUAUAUCGACAAUUUCACUUUAGCGCUGAAGUUUUGUAAUGUUUCAAUUGACGUGCGUGGCUGCUUGAUGGAGUUGGAUUCGCUCGAUAGUGAUUGGACGAACGUGCAGGCUGGUGUCAGCCAGAUUACCAUUGAACCCUGUGGAGAUUGCUGCUGUGGCACAGCCGAACAAAAUCAGGUACCUUACUUGACGGCUGGAAGUCAUCAAGAUUCUUUUCUGUCUGGCUCAUUAUUUGGAAGUACUGGAACCAAAGUUACUGAACGGUCUUGGGAUUAUCAUCUGGCCACUGUGACAGAAACAACAUUGCUGGAGAAAACACCCGCAUUAGCUAUGGACUACUUGUUCUCAAUCGAAAAACAACCGUACUUAGAGGAAGAUGAUGAAGACUAUGAAGAAAGGAACAAAAAUCCUUUGGAGCGAGUUCUUUUGCGAUAUGUAGCAGAUCAUAUUACCGUUAGAGUUUGCUCUGGAGUUAUUCAUAGAACGCAAAUGAUCAUGAAAGCAGCAUCUACUUACGAUUAUUCACCGUAUAGCACUCAUUAUACAUCACAUACUACUGUCAAUGUAAAUGAAAACUCAUCAGAAGCAGAGCCACCAAAUUUGGACGAUGUUAAACUAGUUAUACCUCAACACACGACAAGAUUCACGCUGUUCCAUCCAACUUUUGAAAUUUAUCCAGCCAAUCAUUCUCCCGUACAACCAUCUGCUCUUGGUCGGAAGAUAUCGAGAUCAAAAAGCCGUACCCAUAUAUCUCCAGUUGGCCUGCCCACAGUGUGCUUAGUUAUCAAGUGGGAUUGCCUCGAUGCCAAAUUGACCAGACCUUUAACGCCUGAUAAAGUGAAACUGCUAUCAACAUUCAAACCGACUGAAUUAACAACUGAAAUCCUAAAUGAUUCAGAUACCAGAUUUACAUUCAAGGCUGUUGGGAUCAGUAGCUAUCUAAAAAUUGAUUUGCCUGAAACUGCAGCUGUGGUGAAUGUUUUGGAGGUGAAUAAGCUCUCAAUCGAUAGAGCAAUACAUAAUUUGGCUUGCAGGACCAAAUCUGAUGUCUCCACCGAAAAUCAAGUUCACAUCGAAAAUUUUCUGUUGACGUUCUCCAAACCGAAGCUACUACUGUCAAUUGAAAUUAUCAACUCUUUGAUAAUGAGCAACAAUAGAUCACUCUAUCAAGUGUCCUACAACUCGUUGUUCAACACUUCACUUGUACAAGAUGCUGCCAUCGUUUCAG